AUGGCAAAGGGUGAUCCAGGAAAACCCAAGGGCAAGAUGUCUGCCUAUGCCUACUUUGUCAAGACAUGUCGUGAAGAGCACAACAAGAAGAACCCUGGCGUUACGGUUAACUUCUCAGAAUUUUCAAAGAAGUGCUCUGAGAGAUGGAAGACUAUGUCGCCGAAAGAGAAGACUAAAUUUGAAGACCUGGCCAAACAGGACAAGGCUCGUUAUGAUCAGGAAAUGAUGCACUACAAUCCAGGAAAGAAAAGUCGGAAGCAGAAGAAAGACCCUAAUGCUCCAAGGCGGCCACCGUCUGGAUUUUUCCUGUUCUGUGCAGAGCAGAGGCCAAUUAUCAAGGCUCAGAACCCCAGCCUUGGCAUUGGAGAUGUAGCCAAGAAACUGGGAGGGAUGUGGAACAACCUGUCUGAUUCUGAGAAGCAGCCCUUCCUAUCGAAUGCUGACAAACUGAAGGACAAGUAUCAGAAGGAUAUGGCAUUUUACAGAAAAAAGGGAAGUGGAGGCUCAUCGUCUGCCAAAUCUGAACCAAAGGAUGACGAAGACGAUAAUGAUGAGGAAGAAGAAGAAGAGGAUGACGACGACGAUGAUGAGGACGAUGACUAAAUAAUUGAUUUCUCCUAAUUGGGCAGUAAGGUGUUUGAUCACUUAAGUCUGGGUCUAAAAGGUCUUGGUGUCAAGGCUGCUAUACACUGAUAAUCAGUAGAGGAGCCCUGUGCAUGCAAGCUCUGUCUUCAGACAACCUCUCUCAAUGCUGGGUUUGCUGGUGGACCUGUUACAGCUUGCUAUUAAACUGUGUUGGUAAGAGCAUAAUAUUUCCACACUGUUGAACAAAUAAAGUGGUAGCAGUACAAACUCUUUUAAAGUAUUUAAGGUGGUGUCUAUAUAUGGCUGUUAAAAUAAUUCAAAAAAAUCUUUCUUUAACUUCCUGUGU
Messenger RNA from Danio aesculapii, 931 nucleotides. RefSeq names its product high mobility group box 3b (gene hmgb3b). Gene Ontology annotation, cellular component: nucleus. Bases 1 to 603 code for a protein of 200 amino acids. The transcript is spliced from 4 exons. NCBI's taxonomy places the organism in Eukaryota, Metazoa, Chordata, Actinopteri, Cypriniformes, Danionidae. The record is from RefSeq and is a predicted model, not a curated record. Gene Ontology annotation, molecular function: DNA binding, bending. Gene Ontology annotation, biological process: regulation of transcription by RNA polymerase II.